CACACAGUUUGAUCGCCCUUCUCCCUUGUUCUUCAUACUGUCACGUAAGAUCCAUGCCGAGCGAAGACACUCCCUUGGUAGCAGGCUCCGCUGCCCGCGACGCGUUUCAAAGUGCCGACGCGAAAAAAUCCCGGCAGUACCACGAUGCGAAGAGCGCCAGCGAAGACGGCCAUCAAACCGAAGGAGGAAUGCUCAAACCCAUCAUUUUUGGAGGUCUGGAUGGGAUCCUCACGUCGUUUGCAAUUGUUGCAGGGGCCGCUGGAGGAGAACUAUCCCCCCAGGUCGUCCUCAUUCUCGGCGUCUCCAACAUUUUCGCGGACGCUCUUUCGAUGGGUGUCGGAGAGUUCCUUUCAUCUAAAGCCAACAAUGAGUGGAUCUUAUCGGAACGAGCUCGUGAAGAAUGGGAGUUGGAAAAUUAUCCUGAGGGCGAAAUAAAAGAAAUGGUUGAAAUAUUUGAAGACAAGGGGAUGUCCCACGAAGAUGCAGUUUCCUGCAUCAAUACAAUGGCAAAAUACAAAGACUUCUUUGUCGAUAUAAUGAUGCAGCAGGAGCUGGAGCUUCAAGUUCCGGACAAAGAUCACAUUAGAGAGAGCAUGAAAGAAGGAGUUGUCAUGUUUUGUUCCUUCGCUUUCUUCGGAGCCUUGCCUCUCCUCGGUUAUGUUCUUUUCCCACUCGAAUUCCACGACAUGUCGGAAGGUGAACUUUUUGUCUCCGCAUGUAUAGUCACAGGAAUGGUGCUCUUCUUCAUGGGUUCGGUCAAGAGCUUUUUUAGUAAUCAGCAGUGGUUUAUUGCUGGGAUGGAAACCCUGCUACUAGGAGGAGCAUGUGCAACAGUUGCCUUUACAAUUGGUCAGCUUGUCAAGAGCGUUUAUGGUGACGACGCUGAUCUGGUGUAGCGGCUAAAGUCAAUCUACGACAAAUCUACUACUAGAAAGACAUGUUUUAUACCC
Phaeodactylum tricornutum CCAP 1055/1 is the source of this 950-nucleotide messenger RNA. RefSeq lists its product with no specific name. Gene Ontology annotation, molecular function: manganese ion transmembrane transporter activity; iron ion transmembrane transporter activity. Gene Ontology annotation, biological process: intracellular manganese ion homeostasis. Gene Ontology annotation, cellular component: membrane. NCBI's taxonomy places the organism in Eukaryota, Bacillariophyta, Bacillariophyceae, Surirellales, Neidiaceae. The transcript has a single exon. The record is from RefSeq and is a predicted model, not a curated record. The coding region runs from base 54 to 896 and encodes 280 amino acids.